GUAGACGAAACGAUGUGCCUUUUUUGCAGCUAAUGUAGUACACUUUAUUGCUUCAACUAUUUGCUAAGAAGAGGUUUUUUUUUUUCUUUUUUUGAAAUAUCCAUUAAUUUCUUUCUCGAAGAACCCUAGAUCGUCGAACGCAGAUGUUUGUUCAUCCAUGGAUGGGCAUCAUUGCCAAUAUUCCAACUACAGUGCAAGGUGGAAAGCAUGUAGGGGAUAGUGGAAGGAAACUGAGGGAGGAGUUCACAGAAAAAGGAUUUAAUCCAGUGAGGGUUCAUCCUUUAUGGAACCGACAUGGUCAUUCGGGAUUUGCCAUAGUGGAGUUCAGCAAAGAGUGGGAUGGCUUUAAUAAUGCCAUCAUGUUCGAGAGGAGCUUUGAAGCGGAUCAUUGUGGAAAGAAGGAUUUCUAUCGUUCUAGGAGGCGAAGAGACAAAUUGUAUGGAUGGGUUGCUCGUGAAGAUGAUUACCAUUCAAGAGGACUGAUUGGUGACUAUCUUCACAGGAAUGGAGACCUGAAGACUGUUUCGGAAAAAGAAGCUGAAGAUCAAAGGAAGGACUCAAAGUUGUUGACAACCUUAGCCAACACCCUGGAGACCAAGAAUAUGCACCUUAAGGAAAUGGAGAACAAAUGUAAUGAGGUGAGUCAAUCCAUUAGUACACUGAUGGAGCAGAAGGAUGAGAUGAUCAAAGCUUAUAAUGAAGAGACUAAAAACAUGCAGCAGAAUGCUCAUGACUAUUUGAAGAAGAUUUCUUUAGAGCAUGAGAGGACUACACGGCAUCUUUAUGAUCAGAAAAGAAAAUUAGAGCAGCGAGAGAAGGAAUUGUUUCAUCGCAAGGCUCAAAAUGGGGCCGAGACAAGAAAACUUAAGCAUGAAAAGAUGAUGAAUGAGAGGGCAACCUUGGAGCAAAAGAAGGCAGACGAAAAUAUGUUAAGACUGGCUGAAGAGCAGAAGAGAGAAACAGAGAAACUUCAUAGAGAAAUCAUUGAGCUAGAAAAGCAACUUGAUGCUAAACAAGCACUGGAGCUGGAGAUACAGCGCAUGAAAGGGGCUUUGCAAGUAAUGCAGCACAUGGAAGGGGAUGGAGAGCCAGAAAUGAAGACAAAGAUGGAGGCAAUUGAAGAAGAACUAAAAGAGAAGGAAGAAGAACUGGAUGACUUGGAGGAACUUAAUCAAGCUCUUAUUGUCAAGGAACGCAAAACCAAUGAUGAAUUAGAGGGUGCCCGAAAGGAGAUAAUCAAUAGUUUGAAAGAUGUUUCCACCCCUGCUAUUCAUUGGUGCCGAGAGAAUAAGAAAACAGCAAAGCAAUGUUUACUGUGGCAGGAGUAUCUUCGGGAUCCUAGCUGGCAUCCUUUUAAGAUAGUCACAGACAAGGAAGGAAACACUAAGGAAAUUCUUGACAAGGAAGAUGAAAAAUUGACUACCCUCAAGACUGAGUUUGGUGAUGAAGUAUACACUUCCGUGACCACGGCUUUUGCACAGAUGAAUGAGUACAAAACGAGUGGUAGUUACACAGCCCCGGCACUGUGGAAUUUCAAUGAAGGGAGGAUGGCAACAUUGGCGGAGUUAGUGGAGCAUUUACUGAAGCAGUGGAAACAGCAGAAGCGAAAGAGAUGCAGAAGGUAGACUGAAUGUGUCUAUGCUUUAUUUCUUCUACAAUUUCUGGGUAAUCAAAUUUAGGCUGAUCUAACUGCAUUUAAAAAGCCAAAUGGGCUCUGAGAUAUUUUGUGGACAGCUUCGUAUUCAUUAACAAGGAUUUACAUAGGUUAUGUUGAGACCAUGCAAAAGCUUUCUGGGUAAACGAGAGUCUAUAUUUCUUUCGUGGCCCAACGUUUGCGAAAUUAACAGGCUGUAGAAUCAUGGUGUCCAAUUUUUUCCAUAUGGGCUAAAAAAUGAGUGUGGCCCAAUAAAUCAGUUGGGGUUGCUCUGU
Molecule: messenger RNA, 1929 nt
Organism: Theobroma cacao (cacao)
Lineage: Eukaryota; Viridiplantae; Streptophyta; Magnoliopsida; Malvales; Malvaceae
Product: factor of DNA methylation 4
Biological process (GO): gene silencing by siRNA-directed DNA methylation
Source: RefSeq, a predicted model, not a curated record